GGAAAAGCUGCCGACUGCCAAGUGCCUGCAUUCCCUGGUUAAAUUUUUUUGAUUUUUUUUUACAUCGAGUUCCCUCAAGGGCAACAACCUCUUAAAUGGUUAGAGAGAGUUGGCGUCUAGUUCUUGUAUUCUUCAUUUGAAUUUACCAAUUCGCCGACUUCGCUAGUGCCUGCCUACAUACCAAGGGUCGCGCAUCAGUCUUUUUUCUACUCCACCCACGGCAUACUCGGUGAUUUUGCGCCGCGUAGCUUGGACCCAGGCUUAACAACCAACCUUCACACUUGUGCAUUACCUGACUCCGUCUUCCUGCUCUUUGAUUCACCCAGCCAUCCCACACACACGUGGCCACCCAACGCCAAUAUGCUCUAUCGAAGCCUCCGCAUUGUAGCACGCGCUGCUCCCAAAUUCUCGGCGUGCGGUUCGCACACGCCACUUCGACACCUUCCCCUGCAGUUCCAACAUGUUCGAACCUAUGCAGACAAGAUUGUCAAGGUGCCCACGAUGGCAGAGUCGAUCAGCGAGGGCACGUUAAAGCAAUGGAGUAAACAGAUUGGCGACUUUGUUGAACAGGACGAAGAGAUUGCGACAAUCGAGACCGACAAGAUCGACGUCGCCGUGAAUGCACCUGAAGCGGGGACAAUUAAAGAAUUUCUGGUCAGUGAAGAGGAUACUGUCACAGUUGGUCAAGAUAUCGUGCGAAUGGAGCUCGGGGGCGCGCCUUCUGAAGGUGGAGAGAAGAAACCCAAGGAGUCUAAGCAUGUCGCUGCGAAAGAGCCCGCAGCUGGGAAGGAUGCGAAGCCCGAGAGUACGCCAGAGCCUGCGGCCAAACCUGAAGCCAGCAAACCUACCGCGCCACCUACCCCCGAGAAGAAGGGCGAAAAGAAAGACGACGGUUCGGCGCCGAAUCUCGCCACACUCGGCAACCGAGAAGAACGACGGGUCAAGAUGAACAGGAUGCGCCUGCGCAUUGCCGAGCGUCUCAAGCAGUCUCAGAACACAGCGGCGUCUUUAACAACCUUCAACGAGGUUGACAUGUCCGCUCUAAUGGAGUUUCGCAAGUUAUACAAGGACGAGGUUCUCAAGAAGACGGGCGUCAAGCUCGGAUUCAUGAGUGCUUUCUCCCGCGCCUGUGUACUCGCAAUGCGCGAUCUUCCUGGUGUGAACGCUUCUAUUGAGGGACCUAACGGCGGCGACACAAUUGUCUAUCGAGACUAUGUGGACAUAAGCGUUGCAGUUGCAACCGAGAAGGGUCUCGUGACCCCAGUCGUGCGUAACGUGGAGACUUUAGACAUGAUUGGGAUCGAAAAAGCUAUCGCAGAUAUGGGCAAGAAGGCUCGGGACGGGAAACUCACGAUUGAGGAUAUGGCUGGCGGCACGUUCACCAUCAGCAACGGAGGCGUAUUUGGCUCACUGAUGGGAACUCCGAUUAUCAACCUCCCGCAGACUGCUGUUCUCGGCCUCCAUGCUAUCAAGGACCGCCCUGCUGUCGUGAAUGGCAAGGUUGAGGUUAGGCCUAUGAUGUACCUUGCGCUAACAUACGACCAUCGGUUGCUGGACGGAAGAGAGGCUGUCCAGUUCCUGGUCAAGGUCAAGGAGUAUAUUGAAGAUCCUAGGAAGAUGCUCUUGUAAAUAUCUCGUUUGCUAGUAUGUGUUCUGGUUUAGGUACGCCAACGGCUACUUGCUUCCGAUAGAAGGUUAACUAAGUACCUCGUCAACAAGGACCUUUGUAUGAUAUAGAUUAUAAUAGAUUUUAUAAAAUUCCGUUCUACGUCU
Messenger RNA from Lasiosphaeria miniovina, 1773 nucleotides. RefSeq lists its product as uncharacterized. NCBI's taxonomy places the organism in Eukaryota, Fungi, Ascomycota, Sordariomycetes, Sordariales, Lasiosphaeriaceae. The transcript is spliced from 4 exons. Gene Ontology annotation, molecular function: dihydrolipoyllysine-residue succinyltransferase activity. Bases 361 to 1629 code for a protein of 422 amino acids. The record is from RefSeq and is a predicted model, not a curated record. Gene Ontology annotation, biological process: tricarboxylic acid cycle. Gene Ontology annotation, cellular component: oxoglutarate dehydrogenase complex; mitochondrion.